AAAAAAGAAAAUGGCCGAUCAGAUUAUAACCUAACAAAAAUGGCACUUGUAGUAUAAUAAUAACAAUAAAUCUGUUUAAAACAGGCUUUAAAAUGAGUGUAUUUAUUAAGCAUUACAAGCCUAACAACCUUGUAACUGUAUUUAACGCGAAAAUAUGGCGGUCGAGUUCCACUGCAGCCGAUGUAACCUUAAAAAAGGAUGAAGAUGAGGAAGAGUUUAGGGUUCUAGAUAUUAUGCGGAAAACGCAGAGACAACAACGUAAAGUUGUCCGGAGAGCCGAUGUGCAGCCUGACAGAGGAGACAGGAUGGCAACAGACCAGAACUGGGGUAACGUUUGGCCAGGUCCGAAAACCUUUCAUCCUUCGUCAGUGCCUCUGCCGCUUCGACAAGGUUACGUACCCAAAGGCAUGGCCCCACCUGGCAAGAAGGCUAACGCUGAACUUAUGAAGAUACCCAACUUCCUUCACUUGACUCCACCGGUCAUCAAAGCGCAGUGUGAGGCCAUCAAAAGCUUCUGUAGCGAAUGGCCAAAACAACUAAACUCCGAAGAAGCUAUCGAAAAGCACUAUCCUCAAGAGAUUAUAAGUUCAGAUUACUGCCACGCCAGUCCAUCUAUCCGUAACCCGUUGGCUAGGAUAGUCACUCUAAGAAUAAAGCUGUCUUCGUUAAACUUAGAUAAGCAUGCUCGGGACAAAUUUCUUCGUCUAGUCGGAGAUCGCUACGAUGACAAGACAGAUCUAGUCACAAUCACUGCUGACCGGUGCCCACUCCGCAAACAGAACCUGGAUUACGUAAAUUAUCUUUUAACAGCCCUUUAUCAUGAGUCUUGGAACGUCGAAGAUUGGGAGAAGACUAAAACCGAGUCUGAUAUGGAAUAUUAUGAUUUUAACUUAAAUAAAUCUAAGAAGAAUUUGAUUAAUUGGUAUUUAAGAUCAAACAAUGAGGAGGUUAAUUUAUCGGAAGAUGAUUAUAACAAUUACGAUGUUGCAAAGAUCCCGAACAGUCCUGGAUAUGUUGAGGCGUUGUCAAACUUGAUGAACGCGGGUGAAAGUGAAGCCACAUUGAAACAGUAUGGAUCGUCAGUCCGGAAACUUUUGGGGCUGCCAGAGAAAGUGUAGAAUUUGUACAAAUAAAUGGUAAUUUAGUGAU
Leguminivora glycinivorella is the source of this 1149-nucleotide messenger RNA. RefSeq names its product 28S ribosomal protein S35, mitochondrial (gene mRpS35). The record is from RefSeq and is a predicted model, not a curated record. Gene Ontology annotation, cellular component: mitochondrial small ribosomal subunit. Lineage: Eukaryota; Metazoa; Arthropoda; Insecta; Lepidoptera; Tortricidae. Bases 93 to 1118 code for a protein of 341 amino acids. Gene Ontology annotation, biological process: mitochondrial translation. The transcript is spliced from 2 exons. Gene Ontology annotation, molecular function: structural constituent of ribosome.